AUGGUCCUGUGCGUCAAACGUGUCUUGCAGUCAACUUUAAAAGAAUCGGCCCCCCAAGAACAUGCGUUGCAAAGUUUCCUUAUUGAAGCGGAAAAUAUUGUGAAUUCUCGUCCCAUAACGCACUUGCCCCUGAGCCAUGAAGAUGAGGAACCACUAACGCCUAAUCAUUUUUUGCUCGGUUGCCCUAAUACAUCGCAAACUCCUGCCGGAGAAAUAAAUGAUCAACCAGUUGCCCUAAGAAAGCAGUGGCGCAUAUCCCGUCAAUUGCGUGACCACUUCUGGAAGCGGUGGAUUAAAGAAUAUUUGCCCACAUUGACUAGACGUUCUAAAUGAUGUGAACGUACAAAGCCCAUUGCUGUUGGUGAUUUGGUUCUAAUUUGUGAUCCAACUGUGUCCCGCAGAGAUUGGAAGCGCGGUAGAGUUGAAGAGGUGUUCAAAGGGAGAGAUGGUAUUAUUCGACGUGCUGAUGUUCGCACAAAUACUGUUGUAUUAAGACGCCCUGUUUCCAAGCUGGCCAUACUCGAUUUGCAGUAGUGAAUCGUAGCCGAUCCACGGGGGUGGGGAUGUCGCCUAAUGGCUCAUAGAGGAGCGAAUUUUAUUUAUUAGUUUUAUUUGAUUUAUUUGUUUUAUUUUUUUCUUUUAUAUGUCCCUUUAAAUUUGUUUUAUUUCUUUAAUUUGAUUUAUAUUUAUUGAGCCACCUUAAUGUUGUUUAUAAUUGUAUGAUCAUUGUUGUUAAUAUUCGUUCAUAUGACCUUUAGGAUUUUUUAUAUUGUUCUUUUUAUUCCCUUUUGUUCUUAUUUGUUUACGAACUCAACGCACUUUGUCCCUAAAUUCUACUGCAGUAUUUUCGUUGAGUUUUUUGUUUGUUUGGAAUGUAACAGUUAGUAAAUGUACAUAACAGAAAGAAAUUUGUAGGCUCAGUAUUUACUGGCAUUAAUAUUAAAGUUUAGUUUGUUGGGGACAAAGACUGCG
Molecule: messenger RNA, 972 nt
Organism: Lucilia cuprina (Australian sheep blowfly)
Lineage: Eukaryota; Metazoa; Arthropoda; Insecta; Diptera; Calliphoridae
Exons: 1
Coding region: 1-333 (110 amino acids)
Source: RefSeq, a predicted model, not a curated record